Messenger RNA from Pseudo-nitzschia multistriata, 12106 nucleotides. NCBI's taxonomy places the organism in Eukaryota, Bacillariophyta, Bacillariophyceae, Bacillariales, Bacillariaceae. The record is from the annotation of a GenBank genome assembly.
CUUACUAAGCUGAUGAAUAAGGACAGAUGAAGCACCUGCCUUCGGACUGAUCGUUACAAAGUAAUCUCCUUUGCCGUGCCAUCGAAUCUUGGUCAUGUUCGAUUUUGUGCAAAGUGCACAAACGGGACCACUUGCACUAGCAAACAUACUAAUAGGUGUUUCCUUUUCGGAGACAGAUACCCAUUGAACAGCUUUGGAUGCUUUGGCCGAGCUUACAUUACCUCCACGUUUUGCAGACGAAAGAAGGGCUCCUGUAAUCUCUGCGUUACGUUGCCCCUCGGUUCCAGUAGCAAUUACUAUGGCACACUUUCCGACAGCUGCCAAAAGACAGUGAUGAGCACGAUUAGGGUUCCAUUCCAAAGCAACAACAGGCUUCACACUUUCACUUCCAGUGCUCUCCUCCCAUUCGUCGUCGGCUGACAAAGCAACUUUCGAGACAUUCCAGCUCUUGAGUAGGCGGCCCGUUUCUACCUCCCACAACCGAACAUAUCCAUCCGAAGCCCCGCUUGCCAUGAAUUUACCAUCAGGACUUGGAGUGACACAUCGAAUCAUUGGUGGUUCGUCACCUUCGUGAGGUGUUUUGUACUGGAUACACUUGGCAGUCGGGAAGGGUCUCAAGUCGCUUGCCUUUGGAAGUUUGGGAACAAGACUUUCUGGAUCAAUAUUCAAUCUACGUUUCAUUUGACGAGGACAGAGAUAAAGAUCAAGACAACGUUCAAACGUUUCUCGUACAGAAUGUUCGUAAGCACCAACGGAUCGUAGAUUGGGGAAUUUCUUGGGAACCAACAAACCAUGAGGACGAUCUUUGACUUCCAUUUGCUCCCACUCCUUGAUUUCGUCUUCGGUUGGAAUAUAUUCAUCCGGUGGAAUGUAUGAUUCGGCAUGACCGGGAGGCGGAAGUUUCGGUGCUGCAAUGUGUUGAGGACCCUUCCUCAUAUUGAGCUCGUCUUCUUCACCACCAGUCCACAUGAGGAACGGUUUGUCCUUGUCUUUACUGCUCUUAUUAGCAUCAUUCAUAUCUCGGAUCUUUCCGGUGAGAUAAUCCAUGUUGAUAUCUCCCUUAUCAAGCUUUCGAAGGAGCUCGUCCACCUGCAUUUUCUCCCAUUUACUCGGCUGAAAUUUUGACUUAGGUAACGUUCGAUUAGAGUUGAUACCUGAGAGCUCUGGAUCAACUCCACUAAAAUAGUCAAUGUAUUCAGCAUUGCCAUCAAAUUCUGGGUGAGCAUAUGCUCCCCCCUGAAUUCUCCUAAUAAGCUCCAGCUGACGAGGAGUGAGAGCGACAUUCUUAUCGUUAAGAGCAUCAUGAACCAUAAAUCGAUCUUUUCCUUUACUAUCAGCAUUGGAAAGCGCCUGAUCGACACGAUUUCCACCAAUGCUAGCAGUCUUGAUAACCUUUUUUCCAUGAGCAUCAUAUCCAAUAUGAUCGUACUCAUCAUACCAAUGGAGAGGUACCCUUCCGAUACGAUUUCCGGUCCCAUCUUCAUCUUCAUCAUCUGAGGAAAAAUCAUCCGUAUGCAUCCAUUUUGCGCUCUUCUCGGUGUUGUUAGAUUCUGACGGCUCGCUUUUUUGUCCGGAAAUAGUCCUUUUUCCUGUGUUCCAUUUCCUCGGUGCUGUUUCAUAAGCAUUUGACAUAUUGUCCUCCAGCUUCUCCAUACCGUCGUCAGAUUCAUCAUCUUCCUCCUGUUUUUCUAACAAAUCUUCGUCCUCAUCCGACGAACCCUGAUCUUCGAAUUCUUCUUCAUCACUCUCAUCUACGCCAUCUUCGUAAUAAGGAACAUCCGAAUCGUAGACGCUAUCCUCAUCAUCAGUGUUCUCGUCUUCCGACCCAGAAUCGACUGGAGAAAGACUCGGAGUCUCUUCCUCCUUCCUUGACUUCUUUUGCGCCAUGAUUGGUAUGAUUCCUAUUCUCGAUGAAAGAAAAUGAAUAAAUCGUCAGUUCAACGAGAAGAAAAUGUGAGGCAGAAAGAAUGUGCUGUUGUUUCUUUAAAUUGCUCGUCAAAUUCAUUCAUUUCUCUGUUAUCACUGGGCCCUGUUUUUGGUGAUUGGUUGUUCGUUGAGAUGAUUGCGGUGGUCUGUCGUUGCCCGUUUGGGGGGAGGGGGGGGAGGCAACGAAUCAAUCAUCAUCCAAAUCGAAUCGUUAAGGGGGAAACGGGGACCGCAACCUCGUACCGGCCCGUUGGUACAAACCCUUUGCGGACGUGUGGAACGAAUCUGAGACAAGUUCACAAAAUGCACCAGUUUUUACUAAUUGAAGCUACUAACAUGAGAAGUAGCUAAUCAAUGUCAUGGGAGGAGAAUAUGAUCAGAAACAACAAAUAAAUGGAAUAAUGCUAGAAUUAAGAUUUUCAAGAACUUGAAAAACCAAGUAAUCAACCAAGUAACAAGUGUUGGAAGAUGGCUCACAAGUAGCACACAUACUGUGACACAUUGGUGGUGUGCAUUAUCCAGCCAAGAACCAUCCAAUGAGAAUGCAUAAAUAUGUUUCAUGUAGCUCAUAUAUGCUGCAUCUCCAGGUGGAUGCAAAAUGAGGUUGGUGGAUAUGCAACCACAAAAUAUCACCACUGUGGUUCUCCAAAAGCUGAUGGAACUGUUUCCAAUAACCAAUGUGGAUGGAAACAACAGUCAAAUCAAUGAUGAAAAUGUGUGUGACAAAGCUGCAGUCAGCUGUGUUCCACUUCUUUGUGUACCAGGACCAUCUACUAAUCAUUUAAUUUCAAUGAUCUAACCAACAAGAUAUUAACCACGAUUCAUACAAGCUAUUAUAUUUAACCUUUUGAACUAGUAGAAGAGGCACUAUAGGGCCAGAACCAUAGCUUUUGGUGUAAAGUAUGCUUCUAGCUGCUCCAAGGGGCGGCACUUCCUCCCUCCAAGGAGUUUUGGUGGAACUGUGACCAAUCUAGUUGAAGGCGUGACCAUUGAGGACACCAAUAAGAACAAGACCCUACUCAACCAGGCUUGGCUUGAUAUGGCAAGGCAAACUGCAAAAAAGUUUGAGCAGUACUAUGAGGAGGAGCCCAAGAACCUUAUUUCAUCCAUCAAGGGACAACUCAGUCCUGGAGUCAAGCAGCCACAGCUAAAGGCAAAUAAGGAGUGGGUGGACAUUGAGCAUGAACAAGAUACACUAUACUGCUAGUACCACAAUAGCAACACCAUGGUGCAUCCAAUGAUCAGUACAGAAAGAAAAUAAACAAGUUUCUAUCCUACAAGCAGGAUCACAGGAAGGAAGUGGCGACAUUUGUAGAAGGAACAAGAAAGAUCAGGUUCAAUGCCCUUAGUAAGUCAGCUGGAAUAAAGGUAUGGUCUGAGGAGAUGAUCAAGUACAUCCUGAACAAACAGUUCAAAGGGGAAAUCCUGUUGGAGUCUUAUCAUAGUAUGGAUAAGGAGGGACAGAAGCCAAUUGAUGAAGUAAUGGAGCAGACACUCCUUUCAAUUGUGAUCACAAACAGAUGGCACAUAGAGGCACAUAGAAACCUUGCUGGAGUUCAUAAGGACAGCUACAGCGUGGGAACAGAUGCCUACUCAUCCACACUGCCUAAGGCUCUUGAGCUGCUGAAUCAAUACAGAGUUGUCAGCAUGCCCAAGUCAAAUUGAUCAAUGGUAGGCCUGCUGGUAAACAGGAUAGCAACAACACCUGCAAAGAUAAAGCUGGUGGGGUUAAAAAAGAGUUGGAAGGAACAGUGUUUGUGACCAAAGGAACACCCAAGAAAGAGGGCAGACAAGUCACCAUUCAAGAAGCAACUCAAGUCUUCAUGGACACUGUCAAGGAAGGGGACAUCACUGAUGAAAUGUUCUUCAUCCAAAGGAGCAAACUUAUAGUGCGCAAGGAUGGUGCUGAAUUUAAAUCUGAGGAGACAAGCACAUUUCUGUCCCUAAUUUACAUGAGUGUCAACAAAUUUGACAGCUACUGUGACAUGCUAGAGUUCAGUGAACAGAAGUGCAGGAGUGAGCACAAACAAGCAAAAAGACCCUCCCCAUAGAAACAGACAGGAUACGAUACCAGAUCCCCCAGGUGAGUUUGAAGAAGUCCUGACAUACCACCAGAGCAAACCAACAGAAGCCACAGUGCACUACCACAGUAAGACAAUGGAAUCAUUUCAGUUUGCACAACCCAAUGGCAGAAUGAAAUGAAACUCGAUACUGUUGGACAGCCAGACAAAAUUCAACUGUAUAUGCAACCCAUGGCUCCUAUGGAACAUAGGAGUCCACCCCAAAGGGGACCAGUGGAUUUGGACCCACUAAAAUGCUGGGAGUGUUUUGAUAGACAAGGUUGGAGACUUCUUCCCCUAAUUUGGUACGCUGUGGUAUCAUGAAGGAGGGUUGGCAAAUGUGCUGUCCCUAGGACUUGUCUCCAAUCACUACAGGGUAAUAUUGGAUACCUCAAUUACGCAGUCCUUCUUUGUCCAUAAGCCUGAUGGGACCACAGGACAAUUCAACAGGACACCAUAUGGACUGUAGUAUGCAUGUGACCUCAUGGACUUGAGUGGGGUGAUACUGACAGUGACCACAGUAAAAGGACAGAAGCACUUUUAUUCCAAUUUAGACCUCAAGCAAGCAAAGACAGCAAGGAAGCUACAGGACAAACUUGGGUUCCCAAGCCUGAAUGCUUUCCUGCACAUGAUUGGCAACAACAUCAUCAUGAACUGCCCAGUCAAGAGGCAGGAUCUUCUGAUGGCAAAGGAAAUUUAUGGGGUGAACACCAACAUCAUAAAAGGAAAGACUGUCCAAAGAAGAGUAGAGCACACUUGGGAGGACAUUGAGGCAGUGCUGAUUGCCAUAAUUUAGCACUAUUGCAAUAUCAUGCUCAGAAUAUAUGUCUACACUGUCAAUAAAAUAAAGUUAUUUAACUUGAUAUCCAAACACCUCUUUUAGAACAAGUGAAACCAUCCCUGACUCAAAUCAGGAUACAAUAUUGGGGUGUGUGAAGUCCAUCAUUGGAUUCUACACAGCUCAAGGCUUCACCAUGGUGCAACUGUUUGAAGACAACAACUUAAACUGUCUCAAGGAUCUGCUCCUGGAGCUGACCUCACCUGUGCAGUUCCAAGAGGCUACCCCAGAUACCCAUAUGCCAUCCAUUGAAUGGGACAACAGAGCAAGCAAAGAAAGGGUUUGAUGCACCUUUGUGUUGAUUCCUUUAAUGGCAAUGCUGCCAUGAAUGAUUAUUGAGCUGGUGAAUGUACUAGUUGACUACUACUACUAGUUAAAUUUCUGGUACAAUUCCAGUGGAGUGUUGUCAAUAAUCUCCCCUUGGUAGCUCCUCAUUGGGGCUUGCCUGGAUGCUCAGAAGCACCACUGUUGAUUUUAAUUUGGGGAUUACUAUAAGGAAAGUACUAGUGAUAACUCUAUGGACCCUGUGUUCAGGAUGCCAUACAUCUACAACCCAAUAGGGAUGCGGAAAGGUGCAUUGUUCCUCUUCAAUCUUGCCACUGAAAGGCACAUACACAGGAAGACAGCAACUCCAGCACAUAUGGCUUACACUGUAAUUGCUUGUGUCAAGAAAAUUGCUCAGAAACAGAACUCACCAAAAGGCCUGACAUAUAUAGAUGACAAUGGCCACACUACAAUAUUGGAUCUGGACACAGAUGCACUGGAAUCUAAUGAGGACGCCUAGCAUCAGUCUUUUGUUCCAUCUGGGGACAACACCCCAAUCACCUCAGACCUCUCAGGAGUGGUCAAUACCAACAAAGAAAUCUCUACAGCAUUGGCUGGUGGAGAGGACUCCAUGGUCAGUUCCCCCAACAGUGACAAUAGGUUUAAUGGGGAUAGCUCAAAUAAUGAUACUGAGGAGUGUCCUGUGGAGGAUGCUACCACUACAAACGUGAUCAGUAGGAAUGGGCCUAAGACUAUGUGUAACAGUACUCACCAACACAGUAAUCCAUGCAGUCCCACAACUUUUAGAGAAAACGUGGACGGCACACUUGGCAAAUGACUGAAUGAACAUGAUUCUGAUGAGCCUAACAUCCCCAAUGACCUGUCAGACUCCMAAGACUACAACAGAGGCAUACAUGAUUUUGAUGAACCCAGCAAGCUGGAGGACCCUGACAUAUGCAUCCAAGACAAUAAGACGCUGGAUAAUGUGGAAGCAGAGAGCAGCAGUAGUCAUAACAAUAACAGUACCUGUAGUAGCAAUACAAUUCACAAUAAUAACAAUGUUGGGGAACAUGGAAACAGAGCUAAUGAAGCCAGCAUUGCUAACCCAGGUGAGGAUGAUAAUGUCUUACCCCAUCCAGGCAACAAAGAGGAGCCCACUGGGAGAUGAGGUCUUCAACCACAGGUAGUAAGAAGAACACACAUAGAGUUUGGAAGCAGUGAGGGGUUUGCCCCAACUAUUCAUCACAUGAUGAGUGCAUUGACCACACACCACAAGUGUUUCUUCACAGCAGGUUUUGGAGAAGCAAUGAACAAAGUACAGAGGAAGUAGAACAACCAAUACAUGUUUAUGGUUACUGCAUAGCCAAAUACAACAGCAUUGAUGCCUCUCUGGUAACAAAGCAGUAUGGCGUGAAAGUAAGCCUGAAGAGAUUUGGAACCUCAGAAGUGGAGGUGGUCCUGAAGGAGUUGAGGCAGUUGCACAACUGCAAGGUGGUCAGGCUGGAACACAUCAGGGGCAUGACCAAGAAGGAAGCCCUGUCAUAUCUUGUUAAUAUGUUUCUGACAAAAAGAAAAAUGUGCGGAACAAGUAACAAAGGAUAUGGCAGUGCUGAUGGGCAGUCCCAAAGGGAGUUUAUAUCCAAGGAAGACUCCUAUUCUCCCACUGUAUUGCUACCUGCCCUCAUUUCUUCCUGCCUCAUCAAUGCAAUUAAGGGGCGCAAUGUGGCCACAGCAGACAUCCCCCACAUGUUCAACCAGACAGGGGUCAGACUAACUUUAGGAGGUGUGUGCAAAGACACAUCAAAACUUGUCAUAUUCCAUCCUUGGCAGGAAUGAGAAAAAUUUGAGCUCAAGGAUUUUUUAAUUUCCAAUUUCCUGGAUAAUACUAGUAAAACUAUCCUACCUUUAAGCAGUUACAACUUUAUCAAAAACACUAUUAUUUUAAUUUUUCAGCACUGUACUGCUGCGUAUGCCAGUUUUUAAUGAGGAUUCUGAAUCUGGCAAUAUUUUCAGUAGCAAAUGGAAUGUUACUGUACCUUUUUAUAUUUUAAAAAUCCACAUGAAAAUUAUUAGUAGUACUACUAUUAGUACUACCACUUGUAGUAGGUGGAAGAGGGCAUUAGUACUAGACUAGUAGUAGGAGUAGUACUAGUACUAGUAAUGGUGGUGGUAGUACUACAAAUUUUGACACAGCGGCAGUAUGCUAACAACACUGUACUAGUGUAAACAAUACAUAGUAAUUUACUUGAUCUGCUGCUAGUAGUGUAGUAGUGGAGGAAGAACAGGUAGUAGUAGUAGUAUUAGGAGAUGGUGUGAAUUUGGAUUAGUCAUACUGCUGCAGCAACAACUAUUCCUACUAUAAUACCACUACUACUAGUAGCAAUGUUAUAGUUCUAGUGCAAGACCAGACCUACAGACUGCAGUGGCUUUCCUCUGCACUAGGAUGGCGGACCCUGGGAAUGACAGCUGGAAGAAGCUGAAGCAAGCCAUGGAACAUCUCAGGUCAACAGUUUUCCUCCCCACUCCUUGUCCUGGGAUGGGAUGGGAUGGGAUGGAUCUGGACAAGCAAACUUGUAUGCAUACGCCUCGUUCGCAGUGCACACUGAUAUGAAAAGCCAUCCUCGUGUCACCACCAGAGUUCUUUUCACUCAUUGGCAUUUGUUGGAAGCCUCGAACUUGUACACAGAAGUUCCUUUGCUGACAAAGCACUCAACGCAAACGAUACGGCAUUUCGAGCCGCAUUCCGCUAUGCACCCGCUGCAAUCAUCAAAGGUCUUGGGACAUAGUGAAGAUUCAAAUUGGUAUGACUGUUACGAUAAAAAUCCAAACGAAAAAAGUGAUGCAAAACUCUUCGUAAGAAUUUUUUUCCCCAAAAAAAGAUGUUUCGCCGUUAUGACUCGUAUGGUUUCAAUGGGAGAAGCACAAAGACGUUCCGAUCUCGGGAGAGAUCAUAAAACCAGCCUUAAGGACGACGAAAUAAAGUGCCGUAACGAUGCGCUCCGGCAAAACGCUAGAGGGUGCAUCAAACACGAAAUACUCUCCCAGAGUUGUCUGGACACAUGCAUCAUAGAAAAAAAGUAUUGCUACUUCUUUGACAGCACAUGCAAUGAAAAAAUGGGUAUACAUUCACUUAUUCCAUCCACCGGGCCAGAGGAAAUUCAAAUAGAAAUCUUUUGACAGCAACGUUUGGACUUGAUAGGAUCAAUCAAAACUUACAAUUUUAAGGACUGCGAUACGGUAGGCACUCUGUAACGCAAGUUUAUUUAAAGAUGAACCUGAUUCUCCGUCGGAGAAAUAAUUUUGUGUUCACUCCCUCCACGCAAUCACACACACUUGCUCUGCCCUUUGCUAGACGACAUGCCUCAUGAACGAAUUUCGUCUGGAAGGUUGUUGGGAAGGUAACAAUAUGUUUGUUGAUUUCCAAACAAUAGCGUACUAAUCCGUGUAGUAGGGACGAAAAAUCACUGUGUGCGUUGACGAUUUUCGAACACAUUUUAAAUGGAUGGUGUCAAAAAAUACCAUUACUCGUACCUUGUACGGUACUCGUACUUUACUUUCUUGUCGUAAGGGAGAGCUAAGUGUCGUACUUUACUCGUACUCAUGGCCGUUCGAAUGAACGAACACAUGGUAUGAGUAACGAGUAUGAGUACCUGUUACCUGGUACGUACCAUACGGGUAGGAUGUAGCAUGUAGGAUGUAGUGUGUACCGUAGUGUGUAGGAUAUGAGCCAGGCCCUCCGUCCGGAACCCACGCACCCAUCCCCCUUUUUCAUUCCUCCAUUACUCGUCCCGUGUCCCUAAAAUUAUUUCCAGUCAUGCACCAAUGAUAUUCCAGUCAUGCAACAAAAGAGCCCGUAGAGAGCAGAGAGAAAGAGAAAUUCCGACCUUACGUACGAGUACCAGGUAUUAUCACUACUAGCACGAGAAACGGUACCGGCACGGUUACGGUCGUUGCGCACAGAGACCAGACAUCAAUCUCGAAAAUAAAAAUAUGUUGUCAAAGCAGUACCUGGUACGGUAGUACUGCUAGUUCUUUACGAUAGGAGUAUAGUACCUCUCCGGUACGUAGUAUCUGUUGCCGCUUUUUCUGCUUUGAAAUGCUAGCUCUACCGUGGUAUCAGCACUAGUACGAGUAAUUCUAACAACAUAAUUGAGCCACUCGCGGUCAAUGGAGUACGACGAACAUCGGGGUUUGGUGUUACGACUCUUGAGAGCAAUUAACACAGUAGAUGUUUCUUCCCGCAUAAUCACAAUUUUCCCGAAGCGUGAUACAACACMGAUGCAGAAUUUACGUUUCCAUGUCGAUUAUUCGUCAAAAUAAGAAUCCCCGAUCUUGUGUAUCAGGAUCAUACUACGAUGAACAGAAUCAAGAUGAUAUGGUAGAUGAAAUUAUUGAGACCUUGUCAAAUGUACUGGAAUUUUCAUGCAUCAUAGUACGGAGUAGUGAGACAAAUGAUGGGUCCAGUGAUUACUUUAAUGACGAUCCUUGGGCGAGACUCUCGCGAUCUUUGAAAGGUUUGAUUGUUUCGUUUGGGAAACUUCAAAAACUGGUGUCGUCCGACGACACGGCCGGCACAGACAUCAAAGUCACGGCAUCCACUUUGACAAACCAGCUGCUGUUAGAUAUCGAAAAUACGAUACACCAAAUAAGAGGAAAUAUUGAAUCCGUAUCAGCAAUGCUAACAAAGGGUGUCUCGACCCAGCUGGCCACGUGCCGAAAGCUGGAGUCCAUCGGUUCCAGGAACACAAGCUUGGCAUUGCCAACACAGCUCAUUCCGAUGGGAAAAGCUCUUGCGAGCGCGAUUCAUCGACAAAAAGCAGUGUGGAUACAAAGCCAGCAGAUCAUUGAAGAUUUUGUUGAUCGCAUCUACACCAAUCAAUACAACCCUGUAGAGAUUAUCGACAAUCUUCAAAUUGUGUACAAGAGAGUAAACCGAAGGUGUAUUGAUCCCGACUCAUCUCCCUGGAAAGAAGCAUUGAGUUUACUAGAAUGCGUUGCAUCCAGUGAGACAGCGCAAAUUUUUUCAGACACAACGAAAGCAACGACGAUGGAUUCGCAUAUUGGCUGUCGAAAUGCAGUGAUUGUGAAUGCCCCGGUUCGAAAACCGAUGUGGUUGCCACCUUCACUACGACAUUUUUCCUCGUUGAACUGCGCUUCUUCGCAACUACAAAGCAUCGUAAAUAUAUUUUUUCAUGAGAGCCAGGAAAAUAAUCACGAAUGCGCAAACACCCUGUCGAUCCUAGUUGUUGGGUCGCAGGGAUCUGGCAAGACGCAUCUAUUGGACAAUAUUGCAAAGCAGUGCAGUCUUGCAAGCGUGGAUAUUGACAUCAUCCAUCCGAUGCUGCCCUUUGACGCUAUUGGAAACACUGUCGGUGCUGCAGAAGAUAACCUCAUAUCUAUGAUUUGCUAUGCAAAGACGCAAGAGAGAAACUGUAUAUUGCUGCUCGAUGACAUUGACAGCAUCUGUGGAAAAAUGGAAGAAUCGUCCAUGAUGAAUGGAGGCAUACCCGGAGGACAGCGAGAACCUCACCAAACGGCUCGAUUGCGUAACUUGUUUCUCUCGCUCCUGGAUAUGAUACAAAUAGGACAUUACGGCCAUUCCAAGGGUCGAAUGGUUCUGAUUUGCUCCGCGAAAGAAGAGUUUGGGCAAGAUAUCGAUAGAUUCGACAAAAUCCUACACCUGUUGCACCCGGACAAGGAAGAGAGGAAACAGAUCAUUUCCGACUAUGCCGGUGGCAACAAUUUCGUCGACAACUUGGUAGAUUGCACCGCGGGCUUUUCUCGGGCCGAAAUCUCCCACCACUGUCGACAAGCACUGUCGGCCUUGCACGCCAGAGGCCUCGAAGACUCCGAGACGAGCGACUUUGCAACCUACCUGAAGGAAAAACUCCAGUCGUCUACACCGGAAUCGCUGAAGACCGGCACGAACGCCGACUUUGUAGACAUGAGGGUGUUUUCGGCCCGGGACCUGCGGAAGCUCUACCCCAUCCGGGAUGCUAAACGUCCCGACGCCGACCUGCCCCUCUUCGGGGAGGGCGCCUGGGCCGCGUGGGAAGAGCUCCGGCGCCUCAUCGUCCUGCCGGUGUGCAGGGGCGACGCGCUGGACAAUAUUCUGUACCACCGCGGCGGCAGAUCAAGCAAGAAGACCUUCGUGGGCGGCGUGCUCCUCGCGGCACCGCCAGGAACCGGAAAGUCGACGCUCGCCUUCUUUGCCGCUGCGGUGGCGGCGUCUAUCAACCCCUCCAUAAAGCUGAUCGACGUGAGCUGUACGUCGCUCGUCCACAAGGAGGUCGGGGGCUCCGAGAAGGCCCUCCACCGCCUCUUUCGGAGCGCCCGGUCGGCGACGCCCUGCAUCGUGGUGAUGGACGGCAUCGAAACCAUCGCCGCCGUCCGGGGGAACGACAACACUACAGAGGGAACCAUGGACCGGAUUCUGUCGACGCUGCUGACAGAGCUGGACGGUGCCGAUGGCGAGGCACGCAGCGGCGGUCGUUCCACCGGUGGCGGCAUGGCCAUCAUUGCCACCACACAUGACCCGCAGUGGAUCGAUCCGGCGCUCCGCCGCCCCGGCCGGCUGGAACGGACCGUCUGGCUGCAAAAUCCCGAUGCGGAGGGACGGAAGCGCAUCGUCCUGAACGAGCUCGGUAACGCGGCGUACGAGCCCGACGAGGCACACCCUGAGCUGGAGACUCUGGAAAAGCUGGCGGUGAGGGUGGCCCUCGAAACGGAGGGACACACCGGGGCGGAGGUUGUUGCGAUCUGCAACGAAGCCAAGCUGUCUGCAUUCAACGAGUUUUUCCGGGGCGGCGGCGAAAAACGGGAUUUCGUUACCCCCCGGCUAGUGCUCGAAGCUGCUAGAAAUCAACGAGCCAACAGCUGAGGUUGGUGUUGAGAGAGAUCCUGUCUCGGAUUCGGACAUUUUGCAGGGGAGAGAAAGAAUGCGAAGCAUGACCAUAUAUGAAGACUUUUCCUAUCUUGUGAUCGUCACCCGCUGGUAAAAUAUAUUCCAUAUCGUUGU